UAUCAGGUUCCAACUCUAGCUAAAUCUACCAAGAAUUUUGGAAGUGGUGUGCGUUCUGGCACUACUUUGGGUGUUCGACGCAAGACAAAUAUACUAUCUGGACCAUUGCAUGAUCCUACAGAGCCAGAUGCAGUUAUACUGUACGAACCAAAAGUUAUUUUAUCCGAAGCCGCCAAAUUGGAAGCACUCAAAUCUACUGCUAUUGGAGGAAAAGGUCCUGUCGGUGAGGUGCACGUUGUUGUCGAUCCACUUUUGGGUCGUGUUUUACGACCUCAUCAGAUUGAAGGUGUUCAGUUUCUUUACAAUUGCACCACCGGAGAGCAAGUCGCUGGCGCUUUUGGUUGUAUCAUGGCAGAUGAAAUGGGUCUUGGAAAAACGCUUCAAUGCAUUGCUCUACUUUGGACUCUUUUAAGACAAUCACCUAUACCAGGAAAGCCGUGGAUUGAAAAGGCAAUCAUUGCAUGUCCGUCUAGUCUUGUCAAGAAUUGGGCCAACGAAUUAAAAAAAUGGCUUGGAGAAAACAGAGUUCGUCCAUACUCGUGUGACAACAAAGGAACAAAGGAGCAAACUACCAAGGACAUUGAGCAGUUUGUAGCUGCAAAGGGUCGUGGAGUAGUCAAUCCAGUAUUGAUUGUUUCUUAUGAAACAUUGCGUAUUUACACUCCAAUUUUGGUCAAGACAGAAAUUGGUUUACUUUUGUGUGACGAAGGACAUCGGCUCAAAAAUGGCGACUCUCUUACUUAUACUUCACUUAACCAGCUUAAAGCCAAACGUCGUGUUAUUCUUUCAGGAACUCCCAUUCAAAAUGAUUUGACCGAAUACUUUAGUUUGCUCAGUUUUGCUAUUCCUGAUGUGCUUGGCUCUGAAGCUGAUUUUCGAAAAAAAUUUGAGCUGCCUAUUUUGAGAGGUCGUGAUGCUGAUGCAUCUGACAAGGAUCGAAAAACCAGUGAGGAGAGACUAGGCGAGCUGCUCACUACUGCAAACAAAUUCAUUAUUCGUCGUACGGCUGAGUUGCUUACCAAGUAUUUGCCAGUCAAGUAUGAGUAUGUUGUGUUUUGCAAAUUAUCAGAGAUGCAAGCCACUAUAUAUCGUCAUUUUUCCAAGCAAGAAAUGAACAAGCUUGCUGCCAAAGAACGAGGCGAGAAACCAGAAAAAGCCAUUACAACUCUCAAGAAGCUUGUAAAUCAUCCUAUUCUUCUUAAUAGAGAUGACAUGGAAGACAGCUGGAUUCCAAAAGAAUUUAGUUUCAAAGAAUGCCAACCAGAAUACUCUGGAAAAAUGUAUUUGCUAGAACGGAUGCUUUGCCAGAUGCAUGCCCAAUCCUCGGAUAAAAUUGUGCUGAUUUCCAACUACACUCAAACGUUGGAUGCGAUCGAGAAAAUGUGCAGGGUUAGGAAAUGGCAGCUUUGUCGAUUGGAUGGUACCAUGACCAUUCAAAAACGACAAAAGCUUGUAGAUCGAUUCAAUGACCCUACUCAACCUGAAUUCAUCUUUUUGCUUUCGAGUAAAGCUGGUGGUUGUGGGAUCAAUUUGAUUGGUGCCAAUCGUCUUAUUCUUACAGAUCCAGACUGGAACCCAGCCAAUGACGCCCAAGCUCUUGCUCGUGUUUGGCGUGAUGGCCAGACCAAAGUAUGCUUUAUUUAUCGGUUUAUUGCCACUGGCACCAUUGAAGAGAAGAUUUUUCAAAGACAAGCACACAAACAGUCACUGUCAUCGUGUGUAGUGGACGAAGAGCAAGAUGUGGAACGACACUUUUCUUUAGAAGCACUAAGACAGCUGUUCCAGUACAAUGAUCAAACAAUGAGUGAUACGCAUGAUGCGUUUAAAUGCAAGCGAUGUCGCGGAGGAAAGCAGAUGAUCAAACCUCCAGAGGGUGUCAUUAAUACAGGAGCAACGGCAGCCGACACGAGCACAUGGAAUCAUUACAGUGGUCUUGAACUGAACAAAGUCUAUGAUCACUUGCUACGUGAGCAAGGACUUUCUACUGGCGUGCUUACAUAUGUGUUUCAGAACAAGGUAAGACUAGUACGAUUUGACCUGUAA
This is a messenger RNA of Batrachochytrium dendrobatidis JAM81, 2043 nucleotides long. RefSeq lists its product as uncharacterized. Lineage: Eukaryota; Fungi; Chytridiomycota; Chytridiomycetes; Rhizophydiales. Gene Ontology annotation, biological process: double-strand break repair via synthesis-dependent strand annealing; reciprocal meiotic recombination. Gene Ontology annotation, molecular function: hydrolase activity, acting on acid anhydrides; DNA translocase activity; ATP binding. The annotation marks the transcript as partial. The record is from RefSeq and is a predicted model, not a curated record. Gene Ontology annotation, cellular component: nucleus. The transcript is spliced from 12 exons.